AUUUUGUUUUAUACAACUCAUUGCUGCUCAGCAAAACCAAGCAUCGCAGCCUCCAGACUUUGCACAGCUGUGACAGCCUCGGAGUUGGGCCAAGCAUGUCAAUAACAUAUGAAAACCUCCAUUCCUUGGAAAGUGAGAAGAAAAGCCAGGGGAUUAGAAAUGGGCUGCCUGUGUCCCAGGUCUUCCUACAGCAUCUCUGCUCUGGACCACACCUCUUCCUGCUCUUCCUGGGCCUCAGCCUCCUCCUGCUGGUCGGCAUCUGUGUGGUUGGAUCCAAAGGUUCCAAGAUUCAGAGGGACCUGGAGACUCUGAGAGCAACUUACAGCAACUUCACUUCAAACACUGAGGCAGAGGUCCAGGCACUGCAUGCCCAGGGUGGCUGCUUGCAAGAAACGAUAACAUCUCUGAAAGCGGUGGUAGAAAACCAGGGGCAUCAGCUGCAAGCAGCCCGCAGCUUGAAUGACAAGGUGUUGUCUCUGGAGAGCAAGCUGGAGAAAGAGCAGCAGGAACUCAAAGCAGGCUAUUCUGACAUGGUCGUGCGAGUCCAGGAGCUGGCCAGAGAUCUGAAGUCUGUGAAUACCCAGAAGGCUGAGCUUAAGAGCAAUGGAUCUCAGAGUAUGGGCUGCCCUGUUAACUGGUUGGAGCAUGAAGGCAGCUGCUACUGGUUCUCCAGAACUGGAAAGCCCUGGACAGAGGCUGAGAAGUAUUGCCAGCUGGAGAACUCGCACCUGGUGGUGGUUGGCUCCUGGGAAGAACAGGAAUUUCUCGAGCAACGCACAUAUCCUGAGAACACCUGGAUAGGCCUCCAUGACCAAGACGGUCCCUGGACAUGGGUGGACGGGACAGACUAUGAGAAGGGCUUCCAGUUCUGGAGUCCAUACCAGCCAGACAAUUGGAAUGGACAUAGGAUCGAGGGAGACGAGGACUGUGCCCACGUCACAGGUUGUGGAAGAUGGAACGAUAACAUCUGCACCUGGCCCUUCCACUGGGUCUGUGAGAAAAAGCUGGGCAGGGACAGCUAGAAGCCUCCUCUCCCCUAAUUUACAAUAUUUCCAGAAUGCCUUCACCUGCUGAGGAAACCUGGAUUGUCAAUUCUCCUUUCUGGGUGUCCUGCAUCUUCUCAUGGAUUUUCAUUCAGGAUUUUAAGGGACAACAAGAGGAUGGUGUCUGAGGAAUAUAGAAUGAUGUCUGGUGGGGUGGGUAGAUUGAAACGAUGCUACUUUCUGCAGUCUGGAGGUUAUGAGUGUCCAUUUUAUUUUUAGAGUAAAAAGAAGAGAAAUAUAUGAAACA
Phyllostomus discolor (pale spear-nosed bat) is the source of this 1290-nucleotide messenger RNA. Its product is annotated as C-type lectin domain family 10 member A-like. Lineage: Eukaryota; Metazoa; Chordata; Mammalia; Chiroptera; Phyllostomidae. Gene Ontology annotation, molecular function: signaling receptor activity. The record is from RefSeq and is a predicted model, not a curated record. The transcript is spliced from 10 exons. Bases 96 to 1022 code for a protein of 308 amino acids.